AUGCAAGACAGGCAACGCAAGAUUGAAGAAAAAGAACAAGCUAUGAUGAUUCAACUAGAAGAAGAAAAACAGCAAUUAGCUGACGAGGCUAAAGCAGCACUCGAAGAAAAUAUACGAGAACAGAGGCGACUCGGAGUCGAAGAAAAAGCUUGUUUAGAGGAAGAAUUGGCGAGAAUCCCAGCUGAAGAGCAAGCUCGAGCUGAGCUAGCCGAGAAGAUCACAGCUGAAGAGCUGAGCAAGAACAAGCCCAUUGAGCUCAACUUGAACAUAAGACAAAGAUUGAAGAACUCGAACGAAGGACUUGUACAGUUGAGGCUAGACGUUUCAAGGCGCUCCAAGGAGCCAACUUUGAAACAGAGCGAGAACGACUGGCUUAGGAGAACGCUUUAA
Molecule: messenger RNA, 390 nt
Organism: Melampsora larici-populina 98AG31
Lineage: Eukaryota; Fungi; Basidiomycota; Pucciniomycetes; Pucciniales; Melampsoraceae
Exons: 2
Coding region: 1-390 (129 amino acids)
Source: RefSeq, a predicted model, not a curated record